AUGAUGGGUGGAAUGGCGCGGCGCUGUAGGAACCGGUCGGAUUCGAACCGACGAAUAGAAGUUUUGCAGACUCAUGCCUUAGCCACUUGGCUACGGUUCCCUAUCAAUUCCAUGUCUUCCCCCUUGUCCGACUUUGCUUCACAGGGUGAGACCAGGAAUAACAGAUGCCGGAAUGCUUUGGGGGGAAGGGCACAACAUAGUAACAAUAGCAAUCUCCCCUCAGUCCCAGGAAGUGAUCCGGAUCCACAGUCGGUGUUCUUAGUGCUGGUCAAGGGUUGGUCGAGCAUAUGUUAUAACCUUGAGACUGAGCAAUCUGGAGCUACUGAGCUAAAUUCCCCAAGCUCUCAAGAAGCUAGUGAAGAGGACGAAGAGUCUUCUCCUCUGGAUGAAACUUCUCAUCAGAUGGAUUGGAAAAGACCUAAACAGCCUCUUUGCAAGUUUAGACACUCACAUCAGCGUAAGGGCCAAGGUCCCAUCUCGCUCCUCAGCAACUGCUUGAACCAGCACAAAGCUGGAAGCUACUAUCAUAUAGGCAGCACCAGGAAAGGAAGACGCAUUAGAGCUCAAAGCAGAGAGCACUCACUGAUCUCAAGGCAGAGGAUUGCCAACCCUGGCAUUACCCGCGGGCAGGGUGAAAGAGCUUUCAUUAAUAGUAUUCACAGGUGGAUCAGCAAGAUAGCUAGAGCUAGUGAACUCCUUAAAGGAAAGCGAAAUCCAAUUCUUUAUUAG
This is a messenger RNA of Striga asiatica, 729 nucleotides long. Lineage: Eukaryota; Viridiplantae; Streptophyta; Magnoliopsida; Lamiales; Orobanchaceae. The record is from the annotation of a GenBank genome assembly.